AGGGGGCACCCAUCCAUAGCACAACCACCAUCCUUUCUAUAGCCAAAAUGGCUAAGAUGGCCCCUCUCUUUUCCACUCUUCUAGUGGUACUAGUCUCUCUUAGCUUGCCCCUUGAAUCUUCAGCAAACGACGGUUACUAUGCUCCUCCGCUUCCCAAGAAAUCUCCUCCCCCGCCGUCCCUGCCGCCCCCGACUAUUCCCUAUCACUACAAAUCACCACCUCCGCCUCCGCCUCAUCCCUACCACUACAAAUCACCACCUCCGCCUCCGCCGGUCCCCAAGCCCUACCCUCCUCCAGUCCCCAAGCCCUACCACUACAAAUCGCCACCGCCUCCACCUCCCGUUUACAAGUACAAGUCCCCACCACCGCCACCUCCCGUUUACAAGUACAAGUCCCCACCGCCUCCACCUCCCGUUUACAAGUACAAGUCCCCACCACCGCCACCUCCCGUUUACAAGUACAAGUCCCCACCGCCUCCACCUCCCGUUUACAAGUACAAGUCCCCACCGCCUCCACCUCCUCCCGUUUACCAGCCUCCAACACUUCCACCUCGCGUCCACAGGCCACCACCCCACCCUUACACUUAUGCAUCACCUCCUCCUCCUCACCACUACUAGAGGUUGAGCUUCGAAACACUCUCGAAAGGGCAAGUUGAGUCCUUUAUCGAAGAAAUAAAGAAAAUGGAUACUGAAGAAUCCUAUACAAAAGCGAGAGAGUUUCAGCGUUUGCUUUGGGCCUACUGAGUUGGACAAAGAACAACUCGACAUCUAGAAUGGCUUUUUCCUUCCCGUUUUCAUGUACUUUGGCUUCUUCUUAGAGGGUUUGUCGUAAUGAAUGGAAUUUGAGCUUUCAGCCUCUGUGAAAAUUCCGAGGCUGAUCCAAUCAUAUAAUAAAAUAAAAAUGUUGUGUUGUCCCUUAA
Molecule: messenger RNA, 919 nt
Organism: Rhodamnia argentea
Lineage: Eukaryota; Viridiplantae; Streptophyta; Magnoliopsida; Myrtales; Myrtaceae
Product: extensin-like
Exons: 4
Coding region: 48-617 (189 amino acids)
Source: RefSeq, a predicted model, not a curated record